AUGGAAAAUCGGGACCUUCAAUCGGUGUUUGGUGAGGACUAUCAGAAUCUUGUCGUCGUCAUUCAGGAUUUACUGAACGAAAAACGCAUUCACGUUUUGCAGGGUCCUGAUGGAUAUGUCUUCCAGUUGACUACAAAUGAAGAAGUUGCUAAGCAAACUCUGCUCGAAAAAUUGGGCGAGCAAGAUAUGAUCGUUUAUCAAUGCAUCGAGGCAGCUGGAGACCAGGGCAUCUGGAUUCGAGAUAUCAAAGUCCAAACAUCACUUCACGCUUCCGCCAUCAAUCGUGCAAUUGAGAAAAUGGUAAAGCGGAAGCUAAUCAAGAGUUUCAAAUCCAUCGCCAGUAAAAUGAAGAUUAUGUACAUUCUAUACGACAAAGAACUUCCUAAGGAUAUCACUGGCGGUCCGUGGUAUGUGGAACAGGAGUUUGAUCUCGAGUUUAUAAAUGUGAUGAGUACAUUCGUCCAGAAAGUGCUUCGUGAAGAUCAAUAUAUCGAAUGUCAAUAUCCUUUCUAG
This is a messenger RNA of Blastocystis hominis, 513 nucleotides long. RefSeq lists its product as hypothetical. The transcript has 5 exons. The record is from RefSeq and is a predicted model, not a curated record. Lineage: Eukaryota; Bigyra; Opalinata; Blastocystidae. The coding region runs from base 1 to 513 and encodes 170 amino acids. Gene Ontology annotation, cellular component: RNA polymerase III complex. Gene Ontology annotation, biological process: transcription by RNA polymerase III.